Molecule: messenger RNA, 4618 nt
Organism: Syngnathus typhle (broad-nosed pipefish)
Lineage: Eukaryota; Metazoa; Chordata; Actinopteri; Syngnathiformes; Syngnathidae
Gene: lsm14b
Product: LSM family member 14B
Exons: 9
Coding region: 2239-3324 (361 amino acids)
Molecular function (GO): mRNA binding
Source: RefSeq, a predicted model, not a curated record
UUGCCUCAUUGGGGCAGAAAAUACAAUUCCUCCCCACAAACAAUGGUUCACCUAUGCAUUAAACGUAUUGUUAAAAGAAAUUUACAAGGUAAACAAAACGCAAGACUCUGCAAGACUCACAGUGGCUUAAUGUUGCCUGAUUCAUCCUAUGACAAAUUGACUAGACUAAACUUUAGGCACAUAUCUGAAUAUGUAAUUUAUUCAUUCAUCUUCAUGGCUGUCACUCAAUGGUGUUAUCCUGCUAGCAGCCAGCAGGCUCUCAUUAUGCAAACUCAAACAAGACUGUGGAAAUGAGUUUGCUGUCCCAGAGUAGCUUGAGCAAAUACAGCCUGACGAGUCAUAUUGGAGCGGACUUAGAAGUUUGCUUAGGUCUGAACAUCCACACAACGCCUUCCUGGUACGUGCAAGAAUUUUUUGUCAGUGGAAGAAUUUUUUGCCAGUGGAGAGAACCGAGUAAACAACAGCCUGAUCCUCAAAACCAAACAAAUCUUAAUCAGUGAGAGGCAGUGCUGUGGACUACGACUAAAAGAUGUCCAUCUGCACGUGGGAGUAGAUAUCUUUCUCGAGUUGAAAACUACACUGCUUCCAUGACCACAUAAGACGAACCUAAGAUGGAGAGCAUUAGGAAACAUCAUUUGAUUACAUUUGCACCUAGUUUUUAAUGUUAAAGUGGAUGAAGAAUAUUAAUCAAUUUGUGUCACAGGUCAGACUCUAUACAACAACUCGUAUGUCAAAAUGAUACAACAGUGCCAUCCUGUGGCACAAUUUAUUUUACCUUCAACAAAAUAUUUUUUGGUGUUCAAUGGCAUUGGAAAUUGAUAAAAGAGAUUGUAAAUAAAGUCAGUUACAGUACUUGAUGACUAACUAAAUAGCCCUAGAAAUAUUUCUUACACGGUGCUAUAAAGCCAACUCAGCUAUGUAAAUGCUAUUGAAACUGACCAAAAAGAACUCAGGACAGUGAAAAUAUACAUUGCUCAUUUUACGUUUACUCAGUCAACUCCAUUAAAUUAGCCAGCCAUUAAAUCCGAAGCAAAAUUUAGAGAUAAACAUUGAACUCGGUCAAAUUGAGCCUGGGGUUCAAAAGAGGUUGUGUCCGCUGCUUUUUACAUAAUACAAAUUUUGCAAAUAAAGUCACAGUAUUUGAGUAGUCUGAACAUAAUUGCAAUUCACUUUAAAAUAUUAAUCUUUCUUUCAAUCAAUUUAAAACCGGGCGACAAGUCUGGACAUAAAAAAAAGAGUCUGUGCAAAAUGUUUAUAACACUAGCAAGACAUCAUUUAAAAUUGGUCACAAGAGACUUAGAGGAAUCAUCUAUAUAGUACCUUCAUUCGAUACAAAAGGCCAUUAUUUGUUUGUGCAAAAAAUACAUUUGACAUUUUAUCUCAACAAGUAAUAGUUUGUUUCCUUAAACAUAUUCCUCUCCAUUAUUUUAAUGGACAAUGUUUUUGAAAUGACUAAACUGCAGAUUUGUCAGCACUUUGACACUGAUGUGAAGGACGUUCCCAAUCGCAGCUAAUCGUCAACAUCAGCCUGCAAGCCUUCAACGUCAACAGCAUUUUUUAAAUUUCUGCCUUAUUGUCCUUCUGCAAAUCUUUUAUCUUGGACACAAUAGAUAAAGGACAUUCGCAAAUCCUGCUGGGAUGGACCGGAUUAGACGGCAGAUCAGCAGACAACAGAGUGACAAAUACAGCUCUGGUGGGGGAGGGGGGUGUGAUGGAAAUUUUUAUCUAAAAUAGGCUCCAAUUAUGAUGGUAGAUAAAAGGUUUAGCAUUUACUUUCACAAAAUCAGCAGUGUUUCAGAAAAAUGGAGCUUUGCUGCUUUUAGGGCCUUUGGCAUCUGAAGUGCUCGGUUCUGCAGAGUUUUUUUUUUUUUUUUUUUUUUAAUGUGCCGUGUGGCUGAAGAGUGAGUGAGCUGAAGGGAAUGCUGAAAUCAGGGCACUGCGCUGAUAUUUGCGCCAUCUCUCAAAAUACAAAGGGCCUGAGCCCGGAGGAAGCUUUUGAAAUGUGCCGUCUCUUCAGUGUUCCGGAUAAUUCUCUUCCUGCUGACGGAUGUCUCAUUAUGACAGCGAGGGAUCAAAGACGAGCCGAGAAAGUCGUCCAACUCUGCUCCACAAAGCUGAUUCAAGUGUGAUGAGACAACAGCGGGCGUGGCUGGUGGCAGACCUUUCAAAUUUCACAUUGUUGCUUGCAUCAUGCGGGUUGAGCUUGUGAACCACCGAUGAAGUCUUCAAAAAGCAGCCAUGAGUUCUGCAAAGCCAUACAUCGGCUGCAAAAUAGGCCUACUUUCAAAAGCCCAAAAUCGCUAUGAGGGGAUUUUGUAUACAAUUGACAAAGUGAACUCCACAGUUGUGCUGGCAAAAGUCAGAUGUUUUGGAACCGAGGGACGACCUACUGAUAGACCUACACCUCCCAAAGAUGAUAUUUUUGAUUUUCUCACCUUCCGUGGAAAUGAUAUUAAAGAUAUCACAUUGUGUGAAGCUCCAAAGCUCAGUGGCCUACCUCACGAUCCAGCAAUAGUGCAAUCAAGUGUAGGACCAUCAGGUGUCUACUCACCUCUCGGACCGUAUAGUCCACUUCAGAUGCCUGCCUACAGCCAACUUGCUGCCAGUUCACUUCAGUAUGCUGCAGCGCUUGGCCUUGGGGCCAUCCUUCCAGGCUUGCAUGUUCAAAAAGGUCCCAUGGUGGAAAAAGCAGUUCAAACUCUACGUGGGGAAGAGUUUAGAAAGAGAGGUUUGGCUGCUGCCCAGGAGCAAGGUCAGCACUUGGAUAAGAUGAGAGGAGAAACAACUGGAAGGGCCAUUGGAUCAGGCAGGAGGUCGGGCCCGGGUGUGCCCGAUCCCCUCCAAAAAUCCUCUCAGCAGCAGGAUGGAAACAGGCCUCCAACCAGACGCCAAGGUGCCCGAAGACGCAGAAACCGGAGUAGGGCUCCGUUGAUGGUGGGCAAGGUUCCUUCAGCCACCCUCAAAUUUGACACGGAUUUUGAUUUUGAUUACUCAAAUGCACAGUUCAUUAAGGAGUUGGAGCAGGAGAUGCAGAAAAGGUUGAAUAUUAAAGAUGGACAUGAUGAUAAUGGAGAAAAACAAAGCACUGAAGAACGUCAGAGGAAGGAGGAGCAUCAUUCUGGACCAAAAUGCUACUAUGACAAAGCAAAGUCUUUUUUUGAUAAUAUCUCCUCUGAUAAUAAACUCAGACUCACCUGGGCAGAGGAGCGUAAACGCAAUCUGGAGACAUUUGGGGUCCCUGGAUGGUUCCGCAGAGGCCAAGGGGUCAGAGGGGGGUAUGCAGGAAGAAGGGGACGAGGCACACCUCGUACUCUAAUAUCUUAAAGAAGCAGUAAUGAACAGCUGUGAAGGUCAGGGUUGAUGGAUGCUCAUAGUAUAUUAUUUUUUUCAGAUUUUUGACAUCAAAAAGGAAAGUAUAGUUGCAUGCAGGAUAAUGUUUGCAUGCUAUUUAUUUGGGGCUGUUUGAUGCACUAACAAUGUUAUUUCCCACAUUACUAGCUUUUUCGUUUGACGAUUACGUUUUGCCUGCGACUGCAUGGCUAUUGAGUCCACGAUUUGUUUGUUUGUAAAUAUUCGUUUUCCUACUUAAUUGCCCAAGGGGCUUCCCCCCCCCCCCCCCCCCCUCUAUUUGUAUUUCUUUUUUUUUUUGACCUGUAGAAUUUGAUUUAAGUGUUUUUUUUUCUUGUCAUGAAAUACUUUUAGGUGUAACUAUUAGGCUAACCUGACUUUGAGGCUAAUGAGAUUUUGGUUUUGCUUUGUGUAAUUUAUGUAAAUAAACAAAAAGGAUGUCUAGUAUUUGCUGCUUAUCUCAUUUACAAUGUGGAGGAAUAAUGCAGACAAACUGCAUUACCAAUCACCGGUGAUUGAAAAACAUAGCAACAGAAACAUUUUGUACAAAAGGUUACAUUUUUUGGAUGGAGACUGUAAACAGCCUAAUCAAAUACUUUGGAAAACAUAUAAAAUAAUCUUGUUCCCCAUGGGAUGAGAUGUUUUCAUUGGUUUCAUAAAGUGAGGCAAGGCAUCCAAAAUGCAAAAAACUAAACAAUGUGACUGGUUUGUGUUGAUAAAGCUUGAGGUGAGUGCCCAAUCCUACAGUGUGCAUAAAGUACCGAUUGUGAUACAUGAAUGAAAACUGGCAUUUUCAGUUAUUCAACCUUCAGGGGAUGACUUUCUGCACAGGGACGGACAAAACAUGCCAAAUACAUAAUUUAUCUGUGUGCUUGCUUUACUAACUUAAGUAGGCAUCAACUCAAGUGCCAUGCUAAAGCAAUUCUGGAUUAAAACAGAUCUGUAGAUAGCACCAAAGGAAAUGGGAUUAUUUAGGGUGAAGUAAUAACUAGAAAUGUAGUUUUCCAUCCAACAUGCAUGAAACAGUGUUUUAUUUCCUCAACCCAAUGCGCAAUGAAGUUCCAAAUAAAGUCCAACUAUUAUAAACCUGGAAUAAUUAUCCUUUAACCCCAAAUUUAGAACAACCUUAACUUUCAAAUUUGAACAUUUAACCAGAGUAUAAAUCAAAAUACCUAAUGUCACUUUUUCCGGUAUCACAACAUAAUUAUACUAUUUAAUUUCUCAUAAUUUUGCAGUUUGCAAUUUUGUAGGUGGGUUAAAUAGCAUAGUA